This is a messenger RNA of Gekko japonicus, 992 nucleotides long. Its product is annotated as IgGFc-binding protein-like. Bases 78 to 668 code for a protein of 196 amino acids. The transcript is spliced from 3 exons. NCBI's taxonomy places the organism in Eukaryota, Metazoa, Chordata, Lepidosauria, Squamata, Gekkonidae. The record is from RefSeq and is a predicted model, not a curated record.
GAGAGAGCCUCUUCUCAAGAAACUGCACUGAGAAAUGUACCUGCACCGCUUCCAGCCUUUUCACCUGUGAGGAAACCAUGUGCCCGGCCGAGCAGUCCUGUGCACUUAAGGACGGCGUGCGGGGCUGUAUGACACAGGAAGGCCAGUGCAAGCUCACCCCGGGAGCACAUCUCACCUCUUUUGACGGUGCCUCCGCACAGUACAGCUGUGGUGGCGUCUAUGAUGUGGUCUCUGUUUGUGAUGAAGGCGCCCUCUCCUGGUUCAGGGUGUCAGUGCGCAUCGAAGAGAAUGCGGAGGAGGAGAGUUUAAUCUCUGGGAAGGCUGUCUACGUCCACUUCCAAGAGGCAACUGUCAUCGUGAAAAAGAAUGGAAGGACAUGGGUCAACGGCCGCUCAAGAAGACUGCCGUACCAGAUCUCCCAAGCCAUCUCUGUGAGAAGUGUUCAGGAUGGCAUCUUGAUCGACCAGGCCUCUCAGAUGCAAGUUCACCUCCACCAUGACGGAGUGGUGACAGUCCGGGUCAGAGAGAACCUGGCAGGGAAAUUAUGCGGCCCCUGUGGAAACUUCAACGGAGACACUGCUGAUGACCUGAGAACACCCAACGGAGAAGUGAAGAAGAAUAUUGCCGAGGUCCUCCGUGCUUGGAAGGCAAAAGAUAUCUCUCCUUAGUCAAGAUCCUUUCUUUGAUGGUGGCUAGCAUUGUAUGCAAUGAAAGAUGGAGCAUGCCCCUGCAGAACUGAAGUGAAAAGGACCUGAAGUCAUACGGCUGUCAUGCAGCUAAAGGACAGAUGCCUCUGAAAAACAGGCGUCUGAUAGAAGCAGCUGAUCAUUCUUUUUUUCCCCUUCUCCCUUAGACCUCGAUGUGCAUCAGUUUUGUUUUUGAACGCUGCUCUCUGUAAGCAAUAGACACUGCAUUUCACCCUGACCCAGACAGCCCAGGCAAGCACGAUCUCAUCAGAUCUUGGAAGCCAAGCAGGGCUGACCCUGGCAAGU